This is a messenger RNA of Xiphias gladius (swordfish), 1243 nucleotides long. Its product is annotated as protein C19orf12 homolog. NCBI's taxonomy places the organism in Eukaryota, Metazoa, Chordata, Actinopteri, Istiophoriformes, Xiphiidae. The record is from RefSeq and is a predicted model, not a curated record. The transcript has 3 exons. The coding region runs from base 212 to 646 and encodes 144 amino acids.
CACCUCUUUAAAACAGUUUUAACACAAACUGAACAUUAUUUGUAGAACUGUUGUAUUAGACUGCUUUAGUUUCAGCUAGUUGUACCUAACAAACUGCCAACUGGGUGUAUCUGUCUGCUACGGCAUCACUUUGGGAUUUUCUGUGAUGACUUUGAGCAAUAGCAUGUGCAGGGCUCGUAAAGUUUUGUUGUGAAUCUUCAUCUGAAAGUGCAUGGUAGGGAUGGCUCGUCCAGUGGAUGAUGUCAUACGUCUGUGCUGUCAAAUAUCAGCUCACCAUCAGAUCAAGGUCACAGUGAAGAAUUCCACCAAGGGAGCAAUGGUUGCAGGAGGAACUGCCUUUGUAGGCGGGCUGCUCGGCGGACCUGCAGGGAUUGCCGUUGGUGGAACAGUAGGCGGUCUCUUGGGCAGCUGGCUGACCAGCGGUCAGUUCAAGCCUCUGCCUCAGGUCCUGAUGGAGCUGCCACCUAUCCAGCAAAAGACGCUCUAUGAUUACGUCGUGGCCAUUUUAGGCAAACUGGACUGGAAGGACGCAGCCCAGCUCAUUGCCCUUGUGAUGGGCAAUGCCACCCUCAAGCAGCAGGUCACUGCUGCAUUGUUGAACUACAUCACAAAGGAACUCAAAGCAGAGGUGUGUUAUCAAGACUGACUUAUGGUUGCAAAUGGACUUAUCAGGAUUUCAGAUUAGGUCUGCCAAACACAUUCAGAACCCUUAACAAUAUAUUUUUGUAAUAGGCUGUUUCUAAAUGAUGCACUUAGCCUUUGUUAUCUUCAGAGUGUCUAUCCCAACAACAAAGAAAUGAUUGUCCUUUGAGAAGGUUAUGAUGUUCAGUUUGUGUCGGAACUGUUUUAGAGAGGGGUUGAUUCAAUUCUGUGGUCAUUGUGGAGGCUGCGGCUUGUGUUGCUGUUAAAUUGUAUUUCAUUAUAUGGACUGGUGUUUCUAAUAUUUUGUUCUCUCCGUUUAUAUCAGUGAGGUCAGGCUAAAUAACAGAGACACCUCUCUCUAACUCCGUAGCAAAUAAACAUUUUCCCUUUAGGAGAUACAGGGUCAAAAAUUAGAUUGGAUCCUUGGUUCACGCCUGAUAGCUCAGAGAUGUGAAGGUUAAGGGCUGUCGCAUGGGCAAAAACUUAAGGCUCAAAGACCUCUACGGAUUGGCACAUUUUUUCAAUAAAUGCGUCAGGGCAAUCAGAAAUGCCCUGACACAUUCAUCAACAUGCUAUUCUGUUGAUACCCUGUCCGAUUGUA